Molecule: messenger RNA, 1271 nt
Organism: Melanotaenia boesemani (Boeseman's rainbowfish)
Lineage: Eukaryota; Metazoa; Chordata; Actinopteri; Atheriniformes; Melanotaeniidae
Gene: rpp25l
Product: ribonuclease P/MRP 25 subunit-like
Exons: 2
Coding region: 133-792 (219 amino acids)
Biological process (GO): tRNA 5'-leader removal
Cellular component (GO): ribonuclease MRP complex
Molecular function (GO): RNA binding
Source: RefSeq, a predicted model, not a curated record
AUUUGACAUUAUACAAGUGCAGGACACAAGUACAACAAAAUGUAUUCCAGUUCAACCCGUCCAUCAGCUGAGUUCAUGAUGAAAAGGAGGAGAGAGGAAAUGAGUUUAUAGAAAUGAGGCUUUAUUGUUUUGAUGGAGAACUACAGUAAAGCUCGGACCGUGGAGCAGCCGUCCGUCUGUCCGUUCACCGGCCUCUCCGCCAACACACCCGAGAUCCUGGUCAGAGAUGGCAGCAAGAUCCGCAACCUGCUGCGCUUCGCCCUGAGCCGCAUGGAGGCCAAACCCCGGGGAUCCGAGGAGGAGGGACGGCCCACAGCCGAGGACGGACACCAGGAGGGACAGCAGGGUGCACCGGGCCGGCCGCCCUGCAAGCAGGUGGUCUUCACCGCCAGCGGGAAGGGCGUCUCCAAAGCCAUCACGUGUGCGGAGAUUGUGAAGCGGCGCGUGAAAGGACUCCACCAGCUCACCAGGCUGCUGUACGGCACCGUGGUGGAGGUGUGGGAGCCGCUGGAGCCCGCCGCCGGCCUCGACAGCCUCAACGUCAGCAGGAACCUGCCUGCCAUCUGGAUCCUGCUCUCCAAAGAGCCGCUGGACUGCAGCCAGCCGGGAUACCAGGCGCCCGGCUGCUACGACGCCCUGUGGGCUCAGACUGCCAGCCGGGAGGAGGGCGGCGGGCUGGCAGGACAGAAACCUGGGCACCGGAGGAAGCGAGGAGGAGGAGGAGGCAGCAGAGGGAAGGGACCUCACCGUCAGACUGGACGGUCCAGAGAACCGGUGAAAGGACAGAGCUGAUUUAGACGGAAACCUGCAGCUGCUUCUGUUCCACGUUUUUAGUUUUACUUUAACAGCCUGAAUUCAAAUGUUCAUUUUUUCAGUUUCUACUGACCUUCAUUAAAAGCUGUUUGUGUUUAUUUUUGUCUGCAUCGACAUGUUCAUCUUCCGAUGCCUGAAGCUUUACGUUGAACCCUCCGAAAGACUCGCCGUUUGUUGUAAACUGUUUUAUUUUUGCCAUCAUCUCGUAAGAUAAAUUCAUCUUACAUCUCACAAGCGGCCAUGAACAUGUGAGAUGAAGCCGAAGUCUGUACAUCAGCUUCUGUAAGAUGUGAGAAACAGUCGCUUCAUUCUGAGCAUGAACAGAGAAGAUGUGGCUGGAAUAAAGAUUUCUUUCAAACUUUGGUUUUUACUGGUGAAUCAGGACAUUUCCAGCAUAAAAUGGUUAAAUGUCUCAGUUUCAACAUCUGUUUAUUGUUGACUGGAAUAAAAUAUGAGUU